Messenger RNA from Etheostoma spectabile (orangethroat darter), 6028 nucleotides. RefSeq names its product MIA SH3 domain ER export factor 3 (gene mia3). NCBI's taxonomy places the organism in Eukaryota, Metazoa, Chordata, Actinopteri, Perciformes, Percidae. The record is from RefSeq and is a predicted model, not a curated record. Gene Ontology annotation, molecular function: protein binding. The transcript is spliced from 28 exons. Gene Ontology annotation, biological process: protein secretion; vesicle cargo loading; endoplasmic reticulum to Golgi vesicle-mediated transport. The coding region runs from base 110 to 5527 and encodes 1805 amino acids. Gene Ontology annotation, cellular component: endoplasmic reticulum membrane; endoplasmic reticulum exit site.
UCCGUGCCUACACCCAGCCGGAUCUGAUCUGCUGACGUGUCGGCUCCUUCAGCUCGCAGUGCUUCAUGCUCCAGCAGCAGAGAGAAGCCAGUCCCCAGAAACUGCCAGCAUGGCAGCAAAAUACUUCUACCGACAGGGCCUUUUACUACUUUUAUUUAAUUUUAUUUCAACUGCAGCCUUGGAAAAAAGGUUCUCCGACUUUAAAAGAUGCGCCGAUGAGGAGUGCAGCAUGCUUCUUUGUCGGGGAAAAGCUAUAAAAGAUUUCUCUGGACCAGACUGUCGGUUCCUGUCAGUCCAAAAAUCUGAAACUGUCUAUGUAUACUACAAACUGUCAGGCAGAAGGACUGACGUAUGGGCCGGAAGUGUUGGAAGUCACUUUGGCUAUUUCCCGAAUGACAUCCUUGCAGUUAACCACCUUUAUACAGACAAAGAAAUUGAAGUUCCAGCAGAGGAAACAGAUUUUGUCUGUUUUGACACUGGAUUUGAUAAGUUUGACAAUUACGACAUAGAUUUACUGUUAGACUCUUCACUGGAAGAAAAUAAUGGUGAAAAUAAUGGUGAAAAUAAGGGAACAUCUGAGCAAAUCCAAGUGGCAGAGGGCGUGCAGAAAGAAACGCAGCCAUCAGCAGACGAGGCAACUGACAGUGGAAAACAAACUGAGCAUCAUUAUACCUCUGAGGAUCUUGAUAAAGUCCCAGAUGAUGAAAGUGCCUCUUUACCUGAACUUGACAUGGCAGCUGAAUCACCUUCUACAAAAGAAGUAGAGAUGGAUACAGAAGCUACACCUGAUGCUACUGAGAGAGCUGCAGAGGACGGAGGAGUUGAGAAAAACCCAGUGGAGGGCAACAGUGAUGUCGUUCCAGAAAACGAACCAGUCUCCAUUACUGAAGGAAUGCAAAUCCCUGUGUUAAAAACUACACUUGGUACAACUUUUGAUGCUGUCACUAGCGAUGACGAAUUCACAAAGAAUGUUACCCCAUAUGAAGAGGAGGAAAGCGAAUAUGUGGAGAAUCAUCCUGUGGAAGACAUUAAUGAUAAAGCAGCAGAAACUCCAUUGCUGUCUUUUGCUGAAUCCCUCAAAAAGCAAGCUAGUCCUCCAACACCACACAAUGAGAAGGUUGCAGAGGAGAAGAACAUGUGGACAUCAUUUGGAGAUGCUGUUUUUUCAGUAGUCUCCGGGGGAGAAAGGACAGCACAAGAUUUGAGUUCAGAGGAAGACGACGAUGACGAGGGUGAGGUAGAAGAAGAAGAAGCUGCCUCAAAAAACCCUCAGAGUUUUGAUGAAGGAAUGAAAGCCGUGGAAGAAGAAGAACCACUAUCUGUAGAAUUACCAAAAGCCGUAACAGAAGAAGAACAACCACUAUCCGUAGGAUUACCCAAAGCCGUAGAAAUAGAAGAACCACUAUCCGUAGAAUUACCAAAAGCCGUAGAAGAAGAAGAACCAAUAUACGUAGAAUUACCAAAAGAGCCGGAGAACGUAGAGCCUGCCUUGUUUGAUGAUGAUGACGAUGAUGACGAUAAGAGUGAGGGAAAAGUGGUCGGACAUGGGAACGCUUGGGAGGAAACAUUAAAACCAACGGAUGAGCCGAUACACCAUGAAACCGAAGCAAGUGCAAUAUCAGUGGAUCCGGUAUCACAAGAUGAAACUUCUGCCAUUCCGGAGGCUCGAAACUCCGUUAUUAAAACAACAGAUAAACUCUUUGAGCAGGAAGACAAGGAAGAUUCCAAAGAAUUAGAGGGCAAUAAUGAUAAUAACAGUAGCGAUGCAGUGGAGCACAGUGAGGAUUUAGACAAUGAAUUAAAAAAAAACAUAACAGGGACGAAUCAAGAAUUAGCUGGUACCGAAACUGAAACCCAUCCGGACUCGUUCACUGAAGAGAUGCAAUCAAAUAAUUUAGAUGUGAAAGAUCAUGAAAAGACGGUAGAUGACAGCCUACCUAAUCAUAUAAAUGACCAUUUAAAGAAGGAUUUAGAGAGUAAUAAUAGUCCAACAGAAUUAUCUGUGGAGGAACAGGAGAUUAUUGAGAAACAUCUUACAGAAGAUUGGAAGGAUGAAACCGAGAAAGAGAUAGAGGAACGGAAAGAGGAGGAGGAGAAAGAAGAAUUACUUGAAGAUGAAAAUGCACAUUCUUUCUCACAAUCGGACAACACGGAGUCUGACGAACCUUCACCUGAAACAGCUCUGCCCACCGUGUCAACUCCAGAGCCAGAAUACAGCGACAGCGUGAUGAGACUGUCUCUGCUAAGAGACCACUUCACAGAGGAGGACAUGGAGCGGAUCCAAAAGCUACUGGGUCUCAGGAAUCUCUUCAAAGUGGAGGCCAUGUUCUCUGACUUGGACACAGAAUUGCAGGCUACCUGGCUCUCAAACCAAGGUACCACGCAAGAUGUGGAAAGUGCACUGGAGGGCAUCCUGGAAGCCUCUGAGAACCCCAUCCUGGAUCAGAUUGAGAAGAUGCUGGAUAGCCGAGACACAAAGCACAGUUAUGACCAACACAUGGACACGAGUAGUUUGGAUGAGGAAGCUGAACUACUGGAUGACUUCCAGGAGCUCGCAUUCCGCCUACGGCAGAAGUAUUCAGCAGCCAGUGACAGCACGCCGUUGGCAGUAGAAAAAGCCUCAGAUAUUGACCAAGAUGAACACAAAUUAAAUGUAAAUGGUGACACAUCCCACAUUGUUGCAGAAGACAAGGUUGACAGCAUUCCUGAACCUGAGAGUGAUGACAACCUCACAGUAACCAAUCAUGAGGAAAAGCCAGCAGAGACUGAAGAAGAGCAGAUAGUUUUGGAUGAGGUGCACAGUGGACCGCACGUCAGUGUGGGCGAGGAUGGCGGACACUUUAAUAAAAACAAAGACAAUCAGAUGAGCUUCAGUGCAUCAGAUGAGAUGCAGAAGGUCCCUCAAGCCACCCUGGAAAAUCCCUUAGACAUGGGCCUUGGUGUCGAGGUUGAGCACCCGCCCUCAGGAUCUUUGGACCCCAUGGAACUAGUGUCUGAAAUUCAUGAAGAAAAAGAAGAAGAAAAAGUAGAAGCGGGAUUAUUUUCAAUGGGGAUUGUUUACAUGGGCAGCAUCCUUUCGAUGAUGAAGACUAAAAUUGCAGAGUGGACUAUUGAGGUGAUUUCAUUACUGCCAGAAGAGUGGAAGCCAGGAGAAACUUUGUUUGGUUGUCCGUGGGAAGCUAUUGUCAUCACUGCUUUGGUUGGAGUAGUCACCUUCACCCUCUUCUUCUGGAGGACUGUGUUGGCGGUAAAGAAAAGAGAAUACCUCGUGGAUGAAAAAAAGCUGAAAGAGCAAAUUCUGGUGCUCAAAAAAGAAAAGAAUGAUGUUCUCGCUAAAAUGUCGGAACUCCAGAAACAGACUGAACACCUAAAAGAAAAUCAGAAACAGUCAAAAGAAACUGUUAGUUCUACAAUGAAAAGGAUGCAAAACCUGGAGAGUAAAGUUUUGGAGGCAGAAACACGGAAUAAACAGAUGGCUGAGGAAAAGAGCAAAUAUGCAAAACUACUUGAAGACGAGAAGGCAAACUCUCUUCAAAAUGGCACCAGGAUUGAGAAGUUGGAGAAGUCAAACCAGAAGCUACAGCUCAGCAGGAAAAGUAUUCAGGACGCUCUCGCUAAGACUACUGUUCUCCUGGACGAGGCCAAGAUUCGUGAAGAUGCCCGCAAAGUUCAGCACAAAUGUCUUCAGAAAGAUUAUUCAGCACUAAAGGAAGAAAAUAAAACGCUUAAGGCAACCAUUAAGAGCUGGGAGGACAAACACAAGAAUCUGAACGAGCAGAUUAAAGUCUAUCAAAAGUCCCAGAAAGAGCUGGAGGACUCGGUGGUGCUCAAAGAUCACAACGUGGAGGUGCUGUCCGAACUUCUGGCAGACCUAGACGCUUGUGAUUUACAGAAAGGUGACACCAAAGUUUUAGCCAAUGGUGAAGUAGCACCUGUGUCUUUUUCGGACAAGAAGACAGCUAUAAAGAACAGGAUCAAACAGAUGAUGGAUGUUUCACGGGUCCAGACCACUCUCACCGUGGUCGAAGAAGAGCGUGAUCGCUUCAUGACUAAACUGCUGAACGAAGAAAAGACGAGGAAGUCACUGGAAGAACAACACCAGGAGCUGGAGCAUGCAAUUGCAACCCUUAAAAGCGAUAAGAGCCAUGUUGAAAACCAGCUCAAGAUCCUCCAGCAGAAAAACGAAAUCAUGGUUGAAAUGUACCAGCAGAAGGAAAAUGCUUUGCAGCAGAAAUUAACCAAGGAAGAGUUGGAGCGACGCAGCAAAGAGAGUCAGCUUUCUGAGGUGGGAGGAAAAGCUGUGGAGGCCGAGGAGCAGGUUAAAGUCUUACGGCAACGCAUUAAUGAAAUGGAGGAGCAGAUGAAGAAGACCGAGGAAGUCUACAAAGAGCAGAUUAAAGAACAAGAAAACAAAACUCACUCAAACUGGGUGAAUGCUCGUAAUGCAGAGCGAGCUCUGAACCAAGAGAAGCUUGAAUCAUCAAAGCUCCGUGAAAAACUGGCUGUACUUAGCUCCCAGCUUAACGAGCGCCGCGCUCCUCUCUUCAGGCCCAACUCUGGACAACCUACAGGCCUUCGACAAGGUGAUUCAUACGGGACCUCUCCUGUGAGUGGGGGUGCACCCUCCCCUCCAAUAAUGAUAGAGGGUCCCAGGCGCCCUCCUUCUGCCCCAGUUGGGCGAAGAAUUGACCCGUAUGGUCCUCGACCUCCGUCAGACCCACAUGGUCGUUACCUUGAAAACAAACCCAUCGCUGGGAUGGACAUGAUGGGCCCCCGGAGCUCAUCACCCGCGAACAUGGAUGGAUCUACACAAGCAGUAGAGCCACAAAUAAAAGCAGAGGCACAGGCUGAGGCCUCCACAGACAGUCCAGAGCCAGGACCUGGAUCCUUCCUAGCAUCUCCAAUCAGGGACUCACCAGGCUCCAUGGUCCAAGGACCUCCCCUUGGCCCUGGACCCCAUGAGCAGCUCCUCCCCCCUGGACCCCAUGGCCGCCUGCCACCUCCUGGGCCUUACAGACCUCCACGACCUGGCCUCUACCACCUCCCCCCGGGUCCUCGUGGUCCUCCUCUUCAUCACGGGCCUCCACUACCAGCCAACGGGCACCCAGGUAUGCCAAUUCCUGGACCAAUGGGAGGAGAGUUUGGACCUCGUCCCGUCAACGGACACGCAUUUCACCCCAGGCCCGUCCCUGGACAUGUCAUUGAUCCUCGGGGUCCCCCACCACCACACUUCCGUCCCCCUCCACCUCAUCACUUUGGACCGAUGCCUCCGCCACAUGGUGUCCGUGGACCUAUGGGACCACGUCCCCCCGUCCCUCCUGACAUGCGCUACCCAGGACCGCGUGACCACACCAGCCCCCCAAUGUACCUGCCUCAAGGCGUCCCUCCCCAUCCGUCACAUGGUGAUGCAUAUGGUCACUCUCCACCCGAUGCUCUCCAGAACUCUCACACCGGCCCCGGACUGGACCUGCAUGUGAAGCAGGAGACCCCUCAGGACUCAGCAAGGCCAGCAAUGGUCAAGCCUUAAAGACGCCACCAGCUAUGGCAGGGGACUUGAAUUUACCCAGAACAUUAACAACCCAGAUCCAGUCCAAACAAAGGUCAUGAUUAUUUUUUCAGUUCUAAAAUAAAAGCUGCAAUGGUGUUUGUUAAAGAAAACAUGGUCCUUAAAUUAAAGUAUUAAUAAUUAUGUAUCCAAAAUCAAGAAGUUGAGAGGGUUGCCACUUUUUUAAAAACAUUUAUUGUGCAAUAAUUCAUUAUAUGCCGAGGAUUUUCAUUUUUGUUCUUUUAAAAAAUAUAUACAGUACAUAGCAAUGAUUUUUAAGGGGCAAUUUUUUAAAUGUCAUUUCCUGUGGAAAUUAUUUUGAAAAAGGGGGGAGUUUAGCUUCUAGCAUUUCAGGAAUAAAAUAAUUUCCCAAAGCUGUUGCUUUUAGAGUUGACGGUAAAGCAAAUGUGUAAUUUGAUGGUCAGAUGUAUAAGUUAUUUUACUAUGUUGGUAGAACUUUUAAUAAUAAAGAAUGUAAAAGCU